AUGCUCAAAAGAAGGACCUCGUCGCUUGACUCGGUGAGAUUGCUGGGUGAUCCCGUUAUCGGCCGGGAGCCCGCCAAACCCUCAGAACCUUCGGAAGCCACCUCCAGAUGUCUGCGACUUCAAGUCCAAAAUGAUGGAAAGACCAGUUUCACCGCCGUCGACUUGUCACAGACCAAACCCAACCCUGACGAAGCCCUGGAACCCUCUCAAGAUUACGAUCUGAUAUACCUCGUGGAAGCUCAUAGCGACCUUCAGGCAACGCGUUUGGCAAAUAUGGGGUUGUACCUGCCCCCAGAGUUCUUCCCAGCCCAUCUUGGACGCGGCUCAGGACACAAAAUGGGCUUCCACCAGGACAGAUCUACCGGUAGUUUCUUUGUCAGCUGGUCAGAACCAGCCCUGCAAAAGUCUGAAGGUUGGAAAAUGGAGAAGAAGAUUCGCGCGGGAACGCCAUGGGAUACAGACCAAACUGCCGACCCCCAAUCCACAUACGAGAGCCAUUGUCGAUGGGGAACGUUUCCGGAGGGGGUAUAUAGACCAUACCAUCCGCUUCACCCAUCACAGAGGAUGGAGAGUGUUGUUCUUCAUCAUGCCUCAACGCGCAUGUCGUUUCAUUACUCGAGACGGGAGAAUGGUCAACUUGUUGGGUGCCUUCUGGUCGAUCCACAAAGAAUGCAUACAGUCAGGCAGGUGAACCUCAACUUGUGGUCUGGAGACAUAGGCUCCAAACCUCUGCCGAAUCAGCCCUGUUUUAUCCUCGAGACGACAGCCCUAGACCGUAUCAAAAGGGCGCUGGAUGCCCCGAGUCCGUUUCGAGGAAGACAAAACGAUACUUGGCUCAUACAAACGAUGCUUGGUUUUGUGGUGGAUGAUAUGCCAACCAUCCUGUUCGAGCUGGGUCGGGGGUUGGACGAGGUCGAAUUGUAUUUGGGCGAAGACGAGCAGCUGCGCUCCUCGGUGCCGCAGUGGAGAGAUUAUCUUGGCCGAUGGCGGAACACCCUCGCCAACCUUCGGGUCUCUGUCCGGUAUAUGAUGGAGAAACUUGAGCAGCACACCAAGGAGAGGCCCCGUCAGUUGGUCCCGCCAUACGGCGAUGACUCGGAGCAAGUGAUAGCAUGGCGACUCAACCAGAUCAACGCUGAACUCGAGGCGAUUCGAAAUAGAGUCGAAACGGCUUUUCAAGCGCUUAUGUCGACCCUCAGCAUUUUAGAGAGCCAGCGGGCCAUCGCCCAAGCCGAGUCGAUAUCGAAGCUUACACAGCUGGCCUUCUUCUUUAUACCACUGAGCUUCAUUGCUGCUGUUUUUGGGAUGAACGUAAUUGAAUUUCAAGACCAAUACACCUGGCCACGAUGGCUGGGAGUGUCCAUAGGCGUCACCGCUGUCACAUACCUUGCGCUAUACUUCUCCACCGUCCAGACCGCUGUCACCCACACCAUCCCGAGCACAAUCGCUCGCAGCAUCAACUGGCCUUCCAUCGGGCGGGUUGGCAACCGUCUCAUAAAGUUCAUGACAGCCCUCACCACUGCCAGCACGAUCUAUAUGCUCUUGAUAUUCACCGUUCUCUCAGGUCUCUUCAUUGGUCUGAGCUUCGUAGGCUUCAGGUUAGAGAUGCCACUUGGUGGGGUUGUGGGUGUGUCACUGGGUAUGGCUAUUGUCGCUGUGGGACUGAUACUUUUAUCUUUCGUCUGGCUCGGCUUUUUGCGGAAGAAAGUGGAGGGGUACGGCCCAGUGACAACGUCCAUAUAUGAUAGGGGUGGGAGUGGGCUUCAGCGGCGGGAAUCGGAUAUAGAGCUGGUGAGGAGGCUGAACAUAUAG
Messenger RNA from Podospora anserina S mat+, 1812 nucleotides. RefSeq lists its product as uncharacterized. Lineage: Eukaryota; Fungi; Ascomycota; Sordariomycetes; Sordariales; Podosporaceae. The record is from RefSeq and is a predicted model, not a curated record. The transcript is spliced from 2 exons. The coding region runs from base 1 to 1812 and encodes 603 amino acids. Gene Ontology annotation, molecular function: cobalt ion binding; magnesium ion transmembrane transporter activity; cobalt ion transmembrane transporter activity. Gene Ontology annotation, cellular component: membrane. Gene Ontology annotation, biological process: transmembrane transport; metal ion transport.